AUGAAGAUCCUCCUCAUCUUCACCUUUUACCUGAUCUCAGGUUCAGUGAGCUGCUUUGAUGUGAUUGGCUACCCAGGAGGUAAUGUCGUAAUAUACUGCAAACACAAACAGUAUGGAUUGAAUGCUAAGUAUUUCUGUUCGAAAUCAUCAAACCAGUGUGUGUAUCUCAACCAAAUACCGAACACAUGGAGUCAUACAGACAGAUUGUCUCUAUGUGACUCCAGUGAAGUUCUUACAGUGAUCUACAGAAACCUGAGUUUACAGGAUGCUGGAUCAUAUCGUUGUGGAGAGGCUGGAGUGUGGAGUCAUGAUGUGAACCUGAAAGUGAAUGAAAAUCCAUGUUGUUUGGGGCCAAAGACUGUGGCUGGUUAUCUGGGAGAGACUGUCACCAUCAGCUGUUCAUAUCCAGAGGAGUUUAAAACAAACUACAAGUACUUACUCAAACAGGAUGGCCAUGAUUUUAAUAUUGUAAUAGACACCACAGUAACUAAGAGAGGCAGAUUCUCCAUCUCUGAUGACAGAAGUUCUUCAGUUGUCAGUGUGAGAAUCAGUGAUGUGAGAGAAGAUGAUGGAGGAGUUUAUUUCUGUGGAGUGUUGAAUGAAGGAGAAUCAGUCAGUUAUUACUCCCUCUACACAGAGACUCAGCUACAGGUCACUGCAUCCACAGCACCAACAUCGGUCCCACAUGAUGAAGACCAUUUCAGAAAGAGCUCCUAUAAGCCAAGCUCCUCUGUCAGCAUCAUCUCUCUAUGUGUCUGUGUGGUUCUGCUGCUGAUUGGAGGUUCAGCACUGAUCUACUAUAAAAUGAGACACAAGAAGCACCAAGACGCUGAUCGUUCACCUGGGACACAGAUGGAGGACAAUAAAGAGGUUGAUGGUGAUUAUGAAAAUGACCAACCUACGGACCUGAACCACAUGAGUCCAGUCUACCAGAACUCCAACACCAACCAAUCAGAUUCAGUCUACCAGAGUCUUGACCCUGAAACCAAAGAACCAAAUUCAGUCUACUACAGUCUGAAGCCCAGUGCUGAUUGA
Molecule: messenger RNA, 1035 nt
Organism: Colossoma macropomum (tambaqui)
Lineage: Eukaryota; Metazoa; Chordata; Actinopteri; Characiformes; Serrasalmidae
Product: CMRF35-like molecule 8
Exons: 7
Coding region: 1-1035 (344 amino acids)
Source: RefSeq, a predicted model, not a curated record